AUGUCGCUAAUAUUUGGUCGUAAAAAGCCCAAAGAUAGGGAUGAUCAUGGGCAUGGUAUUGAUAGUGAAGCGUCGAUUUCACACGCACUUAUAGUUAUUUUUCUCGAAUAUUUUGCAUGGGGACUGCUGACUGUGCCGGUAAUCAAUGUCUUGGCAGAAACAUUCCCGACCAACAAAUUUCUGAUGAAUGGAAUGGUGCUUGGAAUAAAGGGAAUAUUGUCGUUUCUUAGCGCCCCUCUAGUUGGAGCAUUAUCUGAUGUAUAUGGCAGGAAACUGUUUCUUAUUCUGACGGUGUUUUGUACAUGUAUGCCUAUACCGUGUUUGAAAAUCAGUCCUUGGUGGUAUUUCGCGUUGUUCAGUAUAAGUGGUUUGUUUUCCGUCACAUUCAGCGUCAUUCUUGCCUAUGUGGCUGACAUAACCGAAAAACAGGAUCGCUCAGCAGCGUAUGGACUGGUUUCUGCAACGUUUGCCGCAUCAUUGGUGACAUCACCAGCUCUUGGCGCCUGGAUAUCGGAUUACUACGGUGACGGCGCUGUCGUUUUACUAGCUACUGUUAUCGCAAUAAUAGACGUGCUCUUUAUCGUGUUUCGAGUCCCAGAAUCACUGCCAGUGAAACGUUCAGCGAGUGACGUCAUAAGCUGGGAGAGCGCGGAUCCAUUUGGCACCCUGCGCCUCGUCUGGGAAGAUAGCCUGGUGCUUCAAUUGGCUCUUAUCGUUUUUCUCUCAUAUUUACCGGAAUCGGGUCAAUUUUCGUGUUUCUUCGUCUAUCUGAAAUUGGUUGUUGGAUUUUCGCCAGAGGCCGUGGCAGCGUUUAUCGGUCUGGUUGGAAUUUUGUCAGUGGUGGCACAAACAGGAGUUUUGCAAAUUCUAACUACCUAUUUUGGCAUGAAACACGUAAUCACGUUAGGUCUCGUUUUCCAACUGGUGCAACUAACUUGGUACGGGCUUGGGACACAGUACUGGAUGAUGUGGGCAGCGGGUAUACUGGCAGCUAUGAGUAGUAUCACGUAUCCGUCAAUAAGUGCUUUCGUUAGUAUAUUAUCAGAUAAGGAUAAGCAGGGCACUGUACAGGGGGUGGUAACAGGCAUUAGAGGAUUGUGUCAAGGUUUUGGACCGGCGCUGUUCGGCUUCAUUUUCUAUCUGUUUGAUGUGGACUUGAAUGUGGAUGGAGAAGCGGCAGGUGCUCACGGAGUUCAAUUUCCCCUUGUGCGGAUACGCCCAGCUCAACCGCAAGAGAAAAUUUUGACACCAACGAGGAAUGAUACGCUUUGGGCUGCCGAACGACCAGCGUUCACGUGGCAGCUAGUACCGGGUCCACCAUUUUUGGCUGGAGCUAUGUUGGUCUUACUAGCGCUCAUGUUUAAUUCUGCAUUGCCGGCAUCUCCCAGUGCUACAAAACAUCUUCGGAGGUCACCUACGCAUUCGCGGCAGUCGUCUGAUACUGCUCGACUUCUUCACGCUGACAAUGGACAUUGUUAA
Molecule: messenger RNA, 1479 nt
Organism: Cooperia oncophora
Lineage: Eukaryota; Metazoa; Nematoda; Chromadorea; Rhabditida; Trichostrongylidae
Source: the annotation of a GenBank genome assembly